AUGAAUCAUCUGCACAUACUGGUGGGGGCUGUCUGCUUCCUUUCGUACUUCUAUCAGUUCUACACCCUGCUCACCUACUAUCUCGAGUUCAACUUUAGCGUCACCAUGGACGAGCGUCAGAGAAGUGACCAUAUCAUCUUUCCCGGUGUCACUGUAUGCGUGGAUGGUUGGCUGAGCGCCGAGAAGCUCUGCAAGUACACGCCGGACAAGUGCAAUAAGCAUGACAUGAUAUACGCUCCUGGCUUGUACGUGCCCCAGGCGAAUCCAGAGCUGCGCAAGAACGCGUCCUUCCUUGUCCAGGAGUUGUUCACCUGCGUCAUCAGUUCAGGGAGUCAACGUUGUCCCGCUUUCAACUGCACCGACAGAAUAAGCAGCACCUACUACCGGGUCCCUUCGCAGCAGUGCUACACGUUCGAUGUGAACGCCAUACCACGGCACGAGCACCCUUUCAGAGACUGCCCGAACCAGUGGGAGUGGGAGCUGGAGAUGCAUUACAAGUUUUCGAAACGCGACACGAUGCUCCUACUGCCUCGCUGGUUCUACCCGCUUUUCGUGCACCAGACCGGGCUCUGCCCUCCCGACCAGCUUUCUGCUGUGCAGCUUCUUCCGGGAAAGACAAUUCAAGUCACCGUCCAACAGCUCCGCACCUUCAGGCUUCCCGCGCCUUACAAAAGCAUGUGCACCGAUUACAAGUCGCAGGGGUCUUUCCCGGAAUUCCAGGGAAUGCUCAACUACGACCUCUGUGUGCAGAAGUGCGCCAUGGAGCUGGAGGUGAUGCACUGCGGCUGCGUUCAGGCUGUGUACGAGUUCACCGCCAGUUACCCGUUCCCGACGUGCAACUUCAGCAAGACAGAACAGUGCAAGAAUGCGCUCACGGAGAACAACACCUACGAUAAGUGUGAUCGCAUCUGCGGCCUACCCUGCGAACAAAUUCUCUACGAUGUCCGCAUAUCUGCAAUUUCCGAUGAACAGUACUCCUUGGAGGACGCAGAGCUGUGCUGGUACGACGGCAAGCACGCUUUCCGUCGCAACAGUCUACCUCUGCGUCCUCCAAAGCGUGCAUCCAAAGGAGUAGCGGAUAGAAAUGGUGUUGUAGUGAUUUGA
Rhipicephalus sanguineus (brown dog tick) is the source of this 1104-nucleotide messenger RNA. RefSeq lists its product as uncharacterized. The record is from RefSeq and is a predicted model, not a curated record. NCBI's taxonomy places the organism in Eukaryota, Metazoa, Arthropoda, Arachnida, Ixodida, Ixodidae. The transcript is spliced from 10 exons. Gene Ontology annotation, cellular component: membrane. The coding region runs from base 1 to 1104 and encodes 367 amino acids. Gene Ontology annotation, molecular function: ligand-gated sodium channel activity. Gene Ontology annotation, biological process: sodium ion transmembrane transport.